Messenger RNA from Pongo pygmaeus (Bornean orangutan), 698 nucleotides. Its product is annotated as cytochrome c oxidase subunit 5A, mitochondrial-like. NCBI's taxonomy places the organism in Eukaryota, Metazoa, Chordata, Mammalia, Primates, Hominidae. Gene Ontology annotation, biological process: mitochondrial electron transport, cytochrome c to oxygen. Gene Ontology annotation, cellular component: respiratory chain complex IV; mitochondrial inner membrane. The record is from RefSeq and is a predicted model, not a curated record. The transcript has a single exon. The coding region runs from base 55 to 507 and encodes 150 amino acids.
GGGAGUUUACACCGGCUUCUCUCUGUCCUCAGCCUGCGCGCCGCCAUCGCCGUCAUGCUGGGCGCCGCUCUCCGCCGCUGCGCUGUGGCCGCAGCCACCCGGGCCGGCCCUCGAGGCCGCCUGCACUCCACCCGGACUCCCGGCCCCGCCGCGGCUAUCCAGUCAGUUCGCUGCUAUUCCCAUGGGUCACAGGAGACAGAUGAGGAGUUUGAUGCUCGCUGGGUAACAUACUUCAACAAGCCAGAUAUAGAUGCCUGGGAAUUGCGUAAAGGGAUAAACACACUUGUUACCUAUGAUAUGGUUCCAGAGCCCAAAAUCAUUGAUGCUACUUUGCGGGCAUGCAGACGGUUAAAUGAUUUUGCUAGUACAGUUCGUAUCCUAGAGGCUGUUAAGGACAAAGCAGGACCUCAUAAGGAAAUCUACCCCUAUGUCAUCCAGGAACUUAGACCAACUUUAAAUGAACUGGGAAUCUCCACUCCGGAGGAACUGGGCCUUGACAAAGUGUAAACCCCAUGGAUGGGCUUCUCCAAGGAUUUAUUGACAUUGCUACUUGAGUGUGAACAGUUACCUGGAAAUACUGAUGAUAACAUAUUACCUUAUUUGAACACGUUUUCCUUUAUUGAGUACCAAGCCAUGUAAUGGUAACUUGGACUUUAAUAAAAGGGAAAUGAGUUUGAACUGAAAAAAAAAAAAAAAAA